CUCGCCAAGUGAAAUUAAAUCAACGUAAUGACUACGGUGCUGUUUAUUUUGGUUUAUUUUGCUGUAGUGAGCUCUGCAGAAGCACUUCCUGAAACGAUCAAUGGUCACAAAGUAGAAAUGACACCUACAAACAUAAUUCAGUACAUACAAUUCAGUAAUGUGUCAUACGACAUGACAGACUUUACAGUGUGCACUUGGAUUAAAAUGACAAAUAUCUCUCACUCUCAGACUAUUUUCCGUCUGAAUAAUAAUAAACAAGACACGGUAAUCUUAUGGCGGCUGCACGUCAAAUCUAAACAGAUUGUGCGUGUGACUAUCAAGGGCAAAGUCGUUGCAUCGGAAAACGUUCGGUUGACCAAAGGUCAGUGGAAUCAUCUGUGUUUCCAGUUAAAAAGUUCCACUGGUGUUUGGGCCAUGUUCGUGAACGUGAAAAUUCAUUCAGUAGGACAGCUACCGUCCGACGAAGGAAGCAGUGACACAACAAUGGAUGUUUGGAAAUUGCAGGGGACAGGCUAUGGGAUAGUGGGUGAUGAUAACGCACCCUGUCUGAACCGAUUGCAAGUGUACGGAUUGUACAUGACUGGUUCAGUGGUGGAACCGGUAACGUCGCGGCAAAACGGUACUACCACUAGCGGAAAUGCGACUGUCGCGAGCAGUGACGAACAACGAACCGUGAAACGAAUACGGUCAAACGGUACAGCGGCCAAAAACAGGCGUCAAGUGGUAUACGAAGACAUCGACGAUCCCACGGCAACUACACCGCCGCCUCAACCCUUUCAAUGGAUAGGACGAGCUUUCGCGCUCAUGAAACGCUUGUUUACCUUCGUCAUCAUUCCGUUUUUUAAGUUUGUCCGGAAUACGUUCUUUCAAACGCGCACAGUAGACGACACAGUGGUUGACGUGAGCGAGACGCGACUGACUGUGAGCGACGUUAUAUUAGCGCACGACUUACCGGACGAUAUCGAAGACGCACCACCGUGUUCGACAUCCGCCACUAUCCCGUCUACCCCUCCUUCUGUUCUACAACCAGACGAUAAGCAAAGACCGGCACGUCGCGCGGACAUCGAUCCAUGUUCAUCUGCAGCCGUCGCUCAAAACAUCACCGGCAAUGAUCUCGUAUCGUCAGCCAUUAGUGAAGCCAUGUCCCCCAACACUAAGCGGUACUUACAGUUAGUCAGUAAAAGUUUAAGCGAUUUCGGUAUCACCGCGUCGUUUGUUAAGCAGUCGUACAGCUGCUGUCAGAAACAAAUAGCGUCUCAGAAAACUAUCAUUAACUGGCAUGCCACUGCGGCCAAAGUUAUCAAUGCGGUUAAGUUUCCGGCAUCACCGACUUGCGGACAAUUUUGAAGUUUUUCUUUACUGCGUUGUAAUAAAUGAUUAUGUGUAGCAGUUUUUCAUAUUAGCCAAAAAUAUUAAAAAACACACAUCAUGGUAAAACCAACACCUUCUCAACUUUGGAUAGAAGCUGAAAAAAUGUAUUUUUGAUAUUUGUCAUCAUCAUCAUUUCCAUAGCUUUUAUUCCAACUAUUUAGGAUCUUCUGUAUCUUAUGAUAUAACAGGUUUUUUACACUGACUGUCUUCCUGACGAAACCUCAAUACGGCCAAGGAAGCCUGUGUAAGAGCAAUGUGUAUGUGACUGUUAAAGUUUCCGUAUGAUCACCCAUCCAGAUACUAAUAACAAUCAGCACAUCUGAACAUCAGCGCUAAGACGACUACUGAUUGAUAGGUUGCGUCACAACAUGUCUCUAUUCUUACAUAUGACACAAGUUAUUAAAAUUCAUUAUAAUCAAAUGAUUAAAAAUCAAUUGACCAAUUGUUUUUUAUUUAUAAAUAAGUUCUAUAAAACCUAUUUUAUUUAUUAAUUAAUAAUUAUUUUUAUGCGUUAAGUACAUUUUCUUACUUUAUAUUAGAUAACUAUUAGCAAUUAAAAUGAAAAUUUAUCAAUUAAAUCAUUGAUAUUCUUUUA
Daktulosphaira vitifoliae (grape phylloxera) is the source of this 1966-nucleotide messenger RNA. RefSeq lists its product as uncharacterized. The transcript is spliced from 5 exons. The record is from RefSeq and is a predicted model, not a curated record. The coding region runs from base 28 to 1347 and encodes 439 amino acids. NCBI's taxonomy places the organism in Eukaryota, Metazoa, Arthropoda, Insecta, Hemiptera, Phylloxeridae.